AUGGGUAGAGUAACCUCUGACCCCGUCUGCUUGUACGUGACGUGUUCUGCUAGACGUUGGCAACUUCCUGCUCAAACUUCCAGCGCAACUUUACGAUUAAAUCGGAGAAUGUUGUCACUUAAAAGGGACAAAAAGGAAGAAGAAGAUGGAGGAGCAAACCCCUUCAACAAUCUGGAAAAGAGUACAGUUUUACAAGAGGCUCGAACCUUCAAUGAGACUCCCAUCAACCCAAGGAAAUGUGGCUACAUUUUGACCAAAGUUCUGUAUAUCAUCAACCAGGGUGAAAGUCUUGGAACGACUGAAGCAACUGAAGCAUUCUUUGCAAUGACCAAACUGUUUCAAUCCAAAGAUCCAAUACUGCGUCGGCUUGUGUAUCUGGGCAUCAAAGAAAUGUCCAAGAUUGCUCAGGAUGUGAUCAUAGUCACCAGCAGUCUGAUGAAAGACAUGACGGGCAAAGAGGAUCAGUUCAGAGGUCCUGCCAUUCGUGCCCUUUGUUCUGUCACGGAUCAUUCCAUGCUGCAAAGCAUUGAGCGCUACAUGAAGCAAGCCAUAGUGGACAAAGUUCCUGGAGUCUCCAGUGCUGCUCUAGUCUCUGCUCUGCACCUUGGAAAGGGCAGCCAUGAGGUCAUCAAGAGAUGGGUCAAUGAAGCUCAGGAGGCUGUCAACAGUGACAAUGUUAUGGUUCAGUUCCAUGCCUUGGGUCUGCUGUACCACAUCAGGAAGUCAGACAAGCUGGCCGUGAACAAGCUGGUCAGCAAGUUCAGCAAACACACACUCAAGUCACCCUAUGCUUAUUGUCUGCUGAUUCGCAUUGCUGCCAAACUCAUUGAGGAAGAAGAUGCUGGCUCCGACAGCCCCAUGUUUGACUUUAUUGAAAGCUGCCUCCGCCACAAAUCUGAAAUGGUGAUUUAUGAGGCAGCCCAUGCCAUUGUCCAGUUGAAAAACACAACAGCUAAAGACUUAGCUCCAGCAGUUUCUGUGCUUCAGCUUUUCUGUAGCUCCCCCAAGCCAACCCUCCGGUUUGCUGCUGUUAGAACUUUAAACAAGGUGGCAAUCAAGCAUCCAGCUGCAGUAACCGCCUGCAACCUUGACCUAGAAAACCUGAUUACAGACGUCAACCGCAGCAUUGCCACACUGGCCAUCACAACCUUGCUGAAGACUGGCAACGAAAGCAGUGUAGAUCGUCUCAUGAAGCAGAUCUCAACUUUCAUGUCCGAGAUUUCUGAUGAGUUCAAGAUUGUGGUGGUUCAGGCCAUCCGCUCUCUGUGCUCCAAGUUUCCCCGGAAACACAAUGUGCUGAUGACUUUCCUCUCGCAGAUGUUGAGGGACGAGGGAGGCUUUGAUUACAAGAAGGAAAUUGUUGAUUGCAUCAUUGCAACUAUUGAGGAGAACGCAGAGGCCAAGGAGGCUGGCCUUGCUCACCUUUGUGAGUUCAUCGAGGAUUGUGAGCACACAGUCCUGGCAACAAAGAUCCUCCACCUCUUGGGCCGGGAGGGUCCUCGGACACCCACGCCCUCCAAGUACAUCAGGUUCAUCUACAACAGGGUCAUUCUGGAGAAUGCUGCUGUCCGUGCAGCUGCCGUCAGUGCUAUUGCCAAGUUUGGAGCUCACUGUGAUGACCUGCUCAACAGUUGUGUUGUGCUGUUGGAACGCUGCCAGCUGGAUUCUGAUGAUGAAGUGAGAGACAGGGCAACUUUCUUUGUCAAUGUGCUCAAGCAACAGCAGAAGGCUCUCAGCUCUGCCUACAUCCUCAAUGGACUACAAGUUUCUGUUGUUGGACUGGAGCGAGCCUUGCAUCAGUACACCCUGGAGCCAUCUGAGACUCCGUUUGACAUGAAGUCAGUUCCCCUGGCCACGCAGCCAAUCACAGAACAAAGAGUUCGUGAUGUACCUGGCGAACUUCCCAGCUCGAAACCUGCCCAGGACAAGGUGGCCGCCACUAGGCAGGAUGUUUACCAGGAGCAGCUGGCUCAGGUGCCUGAACUUGCCAAUCUUGGACCUCUGUUUAAAUCCUCCAGCCCGGUGGAGGUGACAGAGUCAGAGACUGAAUACUAUGUCCAGUGUAUCAAGCACACGUUCAGCAACUACAUUGUGUUCCAGUUUGACUGCACAAACACUCUGAAUGAUCAGCUUCUGGAGAAAGUCACUGUGGAAAUGGAGCCAGCUGAAGGCUUCGAGGUGACCAAGUAUGUGCCUUGUGCUAGUCUGCCCUACAACAAGCCAGGCACCACCUACACACUGGUCAAGCUGCCCAGUGAACCUACCCAGGUGACCGGCACAUUUGCUUGUACUCUGAAGUUUGUGGUGAAAGACUGCGAUCCUCAGACAGGAGAACCAGAUGAAGAAGGGUACAGUGAUGAGUAUGUGCUGGAAGAUGUUGAAGUCAAUGUGGCCGACCAUGUACAGAAGGUGAUGAAGCCCAACUUUGCUGCCUCCUGGGAGGAAGUUGGCCCUGAGAACGAGCUCGAGGACACGUAUGCUCUAUCCAGCAUGAGCACUAUAGAAGAGGCCAUCAAAAACAUAAUCCAGUACAUGGGCCUGCAGCCAUGCGAGCGUUCAGACAAGGUGGGCGAAGGCAAGAGCUCUCACACACUUUACCUGGCCGGGGUGUUUCGAGGAGGACAUGACGCCUUGGUGAGAGCCAAACUGGCCUUGGAUACGUCAGGGGUAACCAUGCAGCUGACAGUGAGGUCAACAGAUCCGAGUGUAUCCGAGAUCCUGGCCACUGCUGUGGCUUAG
This is a messenger RNA of Candidula unifasciata, 2739 nucleotides long. The record is from the annotation of a GenBank genome assembly. NCBI's taxonomy places the organism in Eukaryota, Metazoa, Mollusca, Gastropoda, Stylommatophora, Geomitridae.